This is a messenger RNA of Cephus cinctus (wheat stem sawfly), 5946 nucleotides long. RefSeq names its product DNA-directed RNA polymerase II subunit RPB1 (gene RpII215). Bases 19 to 5739 code for a protein of 1906 amino acids. Lineage: Eukaryota; Metazoa; Arthropoda; Insecta; Hymenoptera; Cephidae. The transcript has 7 exons. Gene Ontology annotation, molecular function: DNA binding. The record is from RefSeq and is a predicted model, not a curated record. Gene Ontology annotation, biological process: transcription by RNA polymerase II. Gene Ontology annotation, cellular component: RNA polymerase II, core complex.
GCUACGGACUCUCGCAAAAUGGCCACGUCCGACUCGAAAGCCCCUAUACGAACAGUGAAAAGAGUGCAGUUUGGGAUCCUUUCUCCAGAUGAAAUACGUCGCAUGUCAGUUACCGAUGGCGGCAUACGUUUCCCAGAGACCAUGGAAGGUGGUCGUCCUAAGCUUGGAGGACUUAUGGAUCCAAGGCAAGGUGUCAUUGAUAGAAAUUCACGAUGUCAGACAUGUGCUGGCAACAUGACCGAGUGCCCAGGGCACUUUGGCCAUAUAGAUCUAGCCAAACCUGUCUUUCAUGUGGGAUUUAUCACAAAGAGCAUAAAAAUUCUUAGAUGCGUUUGCUUCUAUUGUUCCAAACUGCUUGUCAGUCCCCACAAUGCAAAAAUUAAGGAAAUUGUAAUGAAGACAAAGGGACAACCACGCAAACGACUCACAUUUGUAUAUGACUUGUGCAAAAGUAAAAAUAUUUGUGAGGGUGGCGAUGAAAUGGACAUAAAUAAAGAAGGACAGGAGAUACAGACAGCUGAGAGAAAACCUGGUCAUGGUGGAUGUGGUCGAUAUCAACCAAACUUGAGAAGGUCAGGCUUAGAUGUUUCAGCUGAAUGGAAACAUGUGAAUGAAGACUCUCAGGAGAAAAAGAUAGUUCUUACUGCUGAAAGGGCAUGGGAGAUCCUGAAGCACAUUACCGAUGAGGAGUCAUUCAUCCUUGGUAUGGAUCCAAAAUUUGCUCGUCCAGACUGGAUGGUUGUAACUGUAUUGCCAGUGCCACCACUUUCGGUACGACCUGCUGUUAUCAUGUAUGGCUCAGCAAAGAAUCAGGACGACUUGACUCACAAAUUGUCGGAUAUCAUCAAGUCGAAUAAUGAACUCCUGAGGAACGAGCAGGCUGGUGCAGCUGCUCACGUAAUUUCCGAAAACAUUAAAAUGCUGCAGUUUCACGUCGCAACAUUGGUGGACAAUGAUAUGCCAGGAAUGCCAAGAGCUAUGCAAAAAUCUGGGAAACCAUUAAAGGCCAUAAAAUCUAGAUUGAAGGGUAAGGAAGGUCGGAUACGAGGAAACCUCAUGGGGAAACGUGUCGAUUUCUCCGCACGUACAGUUAUCACACCGGAUCCCAAUCUGCGAAUCGAUCAAGUUGGUGUACCACGCAGCAUCGCACAAAAUCUAACCUUUCCAGAAAUCGUGACACCUUUUAAUAUUGAUAAAAUGCAAGAACUCGUUCGCAGAGGAAACUCACAAUAUCCUGGAGCGAAAUAUAUUGUGAGAGACAACGGAGAGAGAAUAGAUUUAAGAUUUCAUCCGAAACCAUCCGAUUUGCACUUGCAGUGCGGCUAUAGAGUAGAAAGACAUAUAAGGGAUGGCGAUCUGGUGAUAUUCAAUCGUCAGCCGACUCUUCACAAGAUGAGUAUGAUGGGUCACAGAGUGAAGGUUCUUCCUUGGAGUACAUUCCGAAUGAAUCUCAGUUGUACGUCACCGUACAACGCGGACUUCGACGGAGACGAAAUGAACCUGCACGUUCCACAAUCGAUGGAGACGCGUGCGGAAGUCGAGAACAUUCAUGUGACACCGCGUCAGAUUAUCACUCCGCAGGCAAACAAACCCGUCAUGGGUAUCGUGCAGGAUACGCUGACAGCUGUUAGAAAAAUGACAAAACGUGACGUCUUCAUAGAGAAGGAACAGAUGAUGAAUAUUCUCAUGUUCUUGCCGAGUUGGGAUGGAAAAAUGCCGCAGCCUUGCAUUCUAAAGCCAAAACCUCUGUGGACGGGAAAACAGAUAUUCUCAUUGAUUAUUCCCGGAAACGUGAACAUGAUCCGGACUCACAGUACACAUCCUGACGAGGAAGACGAAGGUCCUUACAAGUGGAUUUCACCGGGAGAUACAAAAGUAAUGGUAGAGCACGGUGAAUUGGUUAUGGGCAUUCUGUGUAAGAAGACUUUGGGAACUUCCGCCGGAUCUUUGCUUCACAUUUGUAUGCUCGAGCUUGGACAUGAUGUUUGCGGCCGAUUUUACGGAAAUAUUCAGACUGUAAUUAACAACUGGCUUCUAUUGGAGGGACAUUCUAUCGGUAUCGGUGACACCAUUGCUGACCCUCAGACCUAUUUGGAGAUUCAGAAAGCCAUUAAGAAAGCCAAAGAAGACGUGAUAGAAGUUAUUCAAAAGGCACACAAUAUGGAGCUGGAACCGACACCGGGUAACACACUAAGGCAGACCUUCGAAAAUCAGGUAAACAGGAUCCUGAACGACGCUCGUGAUAAGACCGGAGGCUCCGCCAAGAAGUCACUCACGGAAUACAACAAUUUGAAAGCCAUGGUGGUCUCAGGUUCCAAAGGAUCGAACAUUAAUAUCUCUCAGGUUAUCGCUUGUGUCGGUCAACAGAACGUAGAAGGUAAACGAAUUCCUUUCGGUUUUCGAAAACGCACUUUGCCACAUUUCAUCAAGGACGAUUACGGUCCCGAGUCCAGAGGAUUCGUUGAGAAUUCGUAUCUCGCCGGCCUCACGCCGUCCGAAUUUUAUUUUCACGCGAUGGGAGGUCGCGAAGGUCUCAUCGAUACCGCCGUAAAGACUGCCGAGACUGGAUACAUUCAACGUCGUCUGAUAAAGGCUAUGGAGUCAGUGAUGGUGCACUACGAUGGAACCGUAAGGAAUUCUGUCGGCCAACUCAUUCAAUUGCGUUAUGGCGAGGACGGUCUGUGCGGCGAGACCGUUGAAUUCCAAAAUUUACCAACUAUUAAGUUGAGCAACAAAGCAUUUGAGAAGAAAUUCAAAUUUGAUCCAACCAACGAGCGCUACCUUCGACGUAUCUUCAGCGAGGACAUCGUUCGCGAGAUGAUGGGGUCCGGAGAAGUCAUCUCGGAAUUGGAACGAGAGUGGGAACAGUUGAACAAGGAUCGUGCAGUUCUUCGUGAAAUUUUCCCAAGUGGGGAAUCGAAGGUCGUACUUCCCUGCAACUUGCAGAGAAUGAUUUGGAACGUGCAAAAGAUUUUCCACAUCAACAAGAGGGCUCCCACGGACUUGAGUCCAAUGCGUGUCAUACAGGGUGUCAAGGAUCUGCUGGAAAAGUGCAUCAUCGUGGCUGGUGAGGACAGACUGAGUAAGCAGGCCAAUGAGAACGCUACUCUUUUAUUCCAGUGUCUAGUGAGAUCCACUCUCUGCACCAAGUGCGUCUCCGAGGAAUUCCGAUUAUCCAGUGAAGCAUUCGAGUGGCUCAUCGGAGAGAUUGAAACAAGAUUCCAGCAAGCACAGGUGUCGCCAGGAGAAAUGGUGGGUGCCUUGGCAGCUCAAUCUCUUGGUGAGCCUGCCACCCAGAUGACACUCAACACUUUCCACUUUGCUGGUGUCUCGUCGAAGAACGUAACAUUGGGUGUACCCAGGCUCAAGGAAAUCAUAAAUAUUAGUAAGAAACCUAAGGCCCCAUCACUUACUGUCUUCCUAACUGGCGCCGCUGCCAGAGACGCUGAAAAAGCGAAGAACGUUCUCUGUCGUCUGGAACACACGACCCUGAGGAAAGUGACAGCCAACACGGCCAUCUAUUAUGAUCCGGAUCCGCAGAAUACUGUCAUUGCGGAAGAUCAGGAAUUCGUAAAUGUUUACUACGAGAUGCCCGACUUUGAUCCUACGAAGAUAUCGCCUUGGCUUCUGCGUAUAGAAUUGGAUCGUAAGAGGAUGACUGAUAAGAAAUUGACUAUGGAGCAAAUUGCGGAAAAAAUCAAUGCCGGUUUCGGUGAUGACUUGAACUGUAUAUUUAAUGACGAUAACGCUGAGAAGUUGGUAUUGCGUAUCAGAAUAAUGAACAGCGAUGACACCAAAUUCCAAGAUACAGAAGAAGAAACGGUUGACAAGAUGGAGGAUGACAUGUUUCUGAGAUGUAUCGAAGCUAAUAUGUUGAGUGACAUGACGCUUCAAGGUAUCGAGGCUAUCGGCAAAGUCUACAUGCAUUUGCCACAGACAGAUGCAAAGAAGCGAAUCGUCAUUACCGACACUGGAGAGUUUAAAGCUAUUGCCGAAUGGCUAUUAGAAACUGAUGGAACCAGCUUGAUGAAAGUUUUGAGCGAACGCGACGUUGAUCCGGUGAGAACCUUCAGCAACGACAUUUGCGAGAUAUUCCAAGUACUGGGAAUCGAGGCUGUACGAAAAUCCGUGGAGAAGGAAAUGAAUGCUGUCUUACAGUUCUACGGUCUUUACGUAAAUUAUCGACAUCUUGCUUUGCUUUGUGACGUUAUGACUGCUAAAGGUCAUCUUAUGGCUAUCACACGUCACGGAAUCAACAGGCAGGACACAGGAGCGCUUAUGAGAUGUUCUUUCGAGGAAACUGUCGACGUUUUAUUAGACGCUGCGUCUCACGCAGAAGUUGAUCCAAUGAGAGGCGUUUCCGAGAACAUCAUUAUGGGACAAUUACCACGAAUUGGAACAGGGUGCUUUGAUUUGUUACUGGACGCUGAGAAAUGUAAGGCGGGUAUUGAAAUACCAAUGGCCGUCGGUGCUGGAGUUAUGGGUGGUGCUGGAAUGUUCUUCGGUAAUGCCCAAACGCCAAGCAUGAGUCCACAAAUGACGCCAUGGAAUCAGAUGGGUGCCACGCCUGGUUACGGUGCAUCUAGUAUGUCUCCGGCUUUGGGUAGCGGUAUGACACCUGGCGGUGCCUGCUUUUCGCCUUCCGGGGCAUCGGAUGCCUCUGGAUUGUCUCCAGCAUAUUCAGCCUAUUCGCCGCAGCCGGGAAGUCCUGGAAGUCCAGGACCAAGUAUGAGUCCAUAUCCAAUGUCGCCAGCGGGUGGUGCAUCUCCGAGCUAUUCGCCGACCUCGCCGGCUUUUCUGCCCACAUCGCCGAGUAUGACACCAUCGAGUCCGAACUAUUCACCUACCAGUCCCACCUAUUCACCUACAAGUCCAAACUACUCACCUACGAGUCCUAGCUACUCGCCAACGAGUCCUAGCUACUCUCCUACGAGUCCCAGUUAUUCUCCAACGAGUCCCAGCUAUUCUCCCACGAGUCCAAGUUACUCACCGACGAGUCCAAGUUACUCGCCAACCAGUCCAAGCUAUUCUCCAACGAGUCCAAGUUACUCACCGACAAGUCCUAGUUACUCGCCGACGAGUCCAAGCUACUCACCCACGAGUCCAAGCUACUCGCCUACGAGUCCUAGCUAUUCGCCUACAAGUCCUAGUUAUUCUCCGACGAGUCCUAGUUACUCGCCUACAAGUCCGAGCUAUUCACCAACGAGUCCGAGCUAUUCGCCAAGUUCACCAAAUUACACUCCGGCCUCGCCAUCUUACUCGCCUACCAGUCCAUCGUAUUCGCCAAGUUCUCCACAGUACUCACCUGCAAGUCCAAGCUACUCGCCAAGUAGUCCGAAAUAUUCACCGACGAGUCCGAGCUACUCGCCCACAUCUCCUUCAUUCGCUAGUACUUCACCACAGUACACACCAGCCAGUCCAACGUACUCUCCAACGAGUCCAACAUAUUCUCCGACAAGUCCAUCGUACUCGCCUAGCUCACCGCAACACACGGCAGCAGGAAGUACGAGAUACUCGCCAAGUAGUCCCAACUACUCACCAACAAGUCCCACGUAUUCGCCAUCCAGUCCUCAGUACUCACCAUCAAGUACAAAGUACUCGCCAACCAGUCCCACAUAUACACCAACAAGUCCAAAUUACUCUCCGACUAGUCCGACUUAUUCACCACCUGUCCCAGGCUAUUCACCGACUAGUCCUACCUAUUCGCCAGCCUCACCAGCCUACGAAACAGAUGAUUAAGCUUCGCCCGAGGAGAAGCGUCUUAUUGUUUCCCGGGAGUAUUACCAUCCACGUAUCAACUUUACUAUUUUAAGUUCACAUUUUCUAUUGUUAAGAUUAGAAAAGUGUAAAAUUGCUCUAUUGUUAAGUCACGAUACAUUUCCAAUAUAAAAUUUUGUAAACCAAGAUAACGAAUGUACUAAAUAUAAUAGCAUGUAAGAUAUUUAA